GAGGCGCAGCCAAAAGGACGGGAUGGAGCUCCGACUCCGCCGGGCUCGUUCCCGCCUCCAUUACCACCUCCUGGAAGGACGGCGGGAGGCCUUCCCUCCUCCUCCUCGGGUCCCGGGAGACCGCCCACAAGGUACUACGGGCUCCCCACCACCACCACCACCUCUCCGCGCCCAUCGCUUCCUCAGGAGCCAGCCUUCCAGGAUGUCUCCCGGCACCCGAGGCGGCGGAGGGGUGCCUAGCCGGGGUGCCGUCGCCGAAGCGGCCGGACUAACCGCCUCCGUUGCACAGCUGGGAUUGCUGCAAGGCAGCCGGGGUGUUCGCGUUUGAGGAAGAGCCCGGAGUGGUUGCCGUGAGUCAUUGAGGCGCGCAGCGGCAGCCAGAAAGAGGAGGGAGACGGAAGCGGCGUCGGCGUCUCUCUCUCUCUUUUUUUUCUUCCCUCCCUUGCCGGACGAAAAACUCGCCCUUUGGUCAGGAGGCGGUGAGCAAGAGGAAGCCCCCCGAUUUGCCCGUUGCCAGGCCUCGGAGCGCCGCUGCCUCCCCGCCGCCGGCAUUCCCGGGGACAGGCGAGCCGAGGGAGACGCACCUCGGGGAGGAGGGGGACCCGCGGCGAAGCGGGAGGAGGAGGAGGAGGGGAGGGAGAGCCGCUGGAAACUGCGCGUACUUAUGAGGGCAGACCCGGUAGGUGCUGGAGCCGCCGGCGAGGCCGUCGUCACCUGAAAGCGAUGGUGGUGGAUCCACCGACGGCGGCAGCACCACCACCACCACCAGCAGCGGAAGACGACGACGACGGCAGCAGCGGCAGCACAGGAGCGGCGGGGCCUGGCCAUUGUCUGCCAAGAUAUGAGACAUGAGUGUAGGACGCAAAAGAUUAAAAUUGCUGGGAAUUCUAAUGAUGGUCAACUUCUUCAUAUAUGUGAUUGUGGAAGUCUCAAAGAGCAGUAGCCAAGAGAAACGUUCAAGCAGACACGUUAUACUACCAGGAGGCAAAUUUUGGAAAAAGUAUACUCCUCACAAGGCAUAUUGGAAUAAACAGCAGCACAAGUUGGAACAUUUAUACAAUCCUGUUCUUGCAUUGCUUUCUAACAUGACUGUGGAAGAGAGGUUAUCCUCUAAUGGUAGCUUCUGGAGCUCUUGUGAUCCUGAUCCAUAUGUAGCUUCAGAACUUGCUGGCUUUGAAAACUUGCCAGAUAGAUUUAAAGACUUCUUCUCUUACUUGAGGUGUAGAAAUUACUCUUUAUUAGUAGACCAGCCACACAAGUGCAAGCAUAAACCAUUCCUGCUUCUGGCUAUCAAAUCACUUACACCGCAUUUUGAUAGAAGGCAAGCAAUCCGAGAAUCCUGGGGAAAAGAAAUAAAAUCAGGAGACAUAACUGUUGUGCGGGUCUUUUUGUUAGGUCAGACUCCUCCAGAGGACAACUAUCCUGAUCUCUCAGCUAUGUUGAAAUUUGAGAGUGAAUCCCACCAAGACAUUCUUCUGUGGAACUACAGGGAUACUUUCUUCAAUUUGACUCUGAAAGAAGUGUUGUUUUUGAAAUGGGUCAGUAAUACCUGUCCAGAUGCUCAGUUUAUUUUUAAGGGAGAUGACGAUGUUUUUGUGAAUACUCAUCAGAUCCUGGAUUACUUGAAGAGUUUAACCAAGGAAAAAGCCAAAGACUUAUUUAUAGGUGAUGUUAUCAAAGAUGCUGGACCUCAUCGUGAAAAGAACGUAAAAUACUAUAUUCCUGAGAGUAUUUAUGAAGGCUCUUAUCCUCCAUAUGCAGGAGGUGGUGGGUUUCUCUACUCUGGUGAUCUGGCAUUGAGGUUAACCAACAUAUCAGACCAAGUCCUUCUCUAUCCUAUUGAUGAUGUGUAUAUUGGGAUGUGCCUUCAGAAACUUGGUCUUGCUCCAGAAAAACACAAAGGUUUCAAGACAUUUGAUAUCGAUGAGAAACAAAGGAGUAACAUUUGUUCCUACACAAACCUAAUGUUAGUCCACAGCAGGAAACCUCAAGAAAUGAUUAAGAUUUGGACAGACUUGCAGGAUCCACAUUUAAAUUGUUAAAUGCAGUUGUGUCCAAAAUCUCUUCCCAUACUUCAGUUCAGAUUUCUUGGCAAAACAGUUAAUGUGUUGUCUUCAUUUAGUGGCUUACUUUGUAAACCAACAUUAGAUAAAAUGGAUGACCCUGUACUUCUUGAUGUGUGACUACAUCAGUUACAGCUUGCAUUCUGAGGAAAUGUCACAAAAACACAGUACCUUUCUUUUUGUUAUCACACAUUCAGUGCUUUCACAAAUAAAAUACUGAAAAACCAUAGCUUUCAGAAGUUGUGAUUAAAUCAAGCACUGCUUAAGUGACUAAUUGGCCCUAUGAUGUUGGAAGGGCUUUCCUGUUUUCCAGUGCUAGUGGCUAUGUAACUAUGAUAGAAUCCAAAUGCUGUUUGACCUAUUUAUUUUGGAGAAAAGAUCUUGGGCCACCUCUUGUAACUCAAAGGCAGGAAAGCAAUGUUAACAUAAAUAAAAUUGACAUAUACCCUGAUUACUGAAAAUUAUUUUUGAACAGCAUUUAAUUAAUUGUGGUGGCUACAUUCAUGCAAUUCAGACAUUGCAAUGCAUUUAGAAGUUCAGAUGCUUUAUGUAUCUAUUGUUGAGAAACUAGCCUAAGGUUGGAAUUAUGAUUCUGGGAAGUUAAGUAUUUCUCAUUAUCAAAUGGCUAAUGGACAAAUAUUGCAGCUUUUUCAGUGAGUCUCAAAGCUACACAGUCUCCUUUUUUAGAGAGAUACAAAGCUUAACAUUUAGUCAGUUGCUGACUUUCAUGUUGACUUUAAAGAACAGGCAGCUUUACUCACUCUGAUAUGUGAACUUUCUAAUUGUUUUAAAAAUAUUGAGCCUCCUAUUUGCUGAGCUUACAACCUCAUGAAAAUGUGAUUGGUUAGAUCGUAGAAUUUAAAGUGAAUCCUGGUAUAGCCAAAGGAUAUCUGAAAGGAGUAGAUCUUAAAACACUCUUAAAUUUCUGCCUGCCAUAUCUUCAUCUGUGUUAUAUCGAGACAAUUAUUCAAAACAGUGACUGCUGUCUUUAUAUAAGUAGAAGUGCCUGUAUUUAUUGUCCAGACUUAAGACCAAAACACUUUCUUAAAUAUGUUUAAGAAACAUAUGUAUAGUGUUGUCAGUCAUAUUUAAAUAGAUUACACCAUUUUAAAUGUGUUGAAAUAAAAAUUGUUAAAAUAAAUUGUUUUUCCAUUUGAAAAAAAUGAUUUGUGUAUAUUCCACUGUUUGUGUAAUACAACUCAAGAGUAUGCAAUCACUAACUGAAUAAUUUGUUUAGAAUAUGUUGGAGCAUUCACAUAUAAGAAUACUCUCAUGACAUUCUCUAUGUUGUUGUUUUUGCAUGAGCACAAAGCCAAUACAAACGCAAUGUGCAAAGUUUGAUGAC
Pogona vitticeps (central bearded dragon) is the source of this 3408-nucleotide messenger RNA. RefSeq names its product UDP-GlcNAc:betaGal beta-1,3-N-acetylglucosaminyltransferase 2 (gene B3GNT2). Gene Ontology annotation, biological process: poly-N-acetyllactosamine biosynthetic process; protein O-linked glycosylation. Gene Ontology annotation, cellular component: Golgi membrane. Lineage: Eukaryota; Metazoa; Chordata; Lepidosauria; Squamata; Agamidae. Gene Ontology annotation, molecular function: N-acetyllactosaminide beta-1,3-N-acetylglucosaminyltransferase activity. The record is from RefSeq and is a predicted model, not a curated record.